Molecule: messenger RNA, 1865 nt
Organism: Miniopterus natalensis
Lineage: Eukaryota; Metazoa; Chordata; Mammalia; Chiroptera; Miniopteridae
Gene: ZNF688
Product: zinc finger protein 688
Biological process (GO): regulation of DNA-templated transcription
Source: RefSeq, a predicted model, not a curated record
CCCAUGGCGCCACCCCCAGCCCCGCUCCCGGCGCUGACAGCUGGGGAGACCCGGCCUCGCUGCCAGAAGCCCGGGUCCGUGAGCUUCGCGGACGUGGCCGUGUACUUCUCCCCGGAGGAGUGGGGGUGCCUGCGGCCCGCGCAGAGGGCCCUGUACCGGGACGUGAUGCGGGAGACCUACGGCCACCUGGGCGCCCUCGGACUCCCAGGCCCCAAACCAGACCUCAUCUCUUGGAUGGAACAGGAGAGUGAGGCUUGGAACCCGGCCGCCCAGGAUCCUGAGGAGGGGGAAUGCGUGGGAGGAGCUCUGAGAGGAAACACCCCAAAUAAGAAGGAAGAGGAACCCAAGGCAGUACCAGGAUCCAAGGGACCUAGAAAGACUCCUGAGGACAGGCCUGAGGAGCUAAUUAAACACAACUCUGACUCGGCUACCAGCAAGGCCUCGGAAAGGGCACAGCCAUCAACAAAAACUGCCUGGGACCAGAGCACAGGUGCGCAGCCCCCAGCCCCGGUGCCCAGCGUGAGCUCUCAGGCCAGCCAGCGGCGCCACGUAUGUGCAGACUGUGGUCGCCGCUUCACCUACCCGUCGCUGCUGGUCAGCCAUCGGCGCAUGCACUCCGGGGAGCGGCCCUUCCCCUGCCCCGAGUGUGGCAUGCGCUUCAAGAGGAAGUUUGCGGUGGAAGCGCACCAGUGGAUCCAUCGCUCCUGCUCUGGGGGCCGGCGAGGCCGGAGGCCUGGGAUCCGGGCUGUGCCUCGGGCCCCGGUUCGAGGUGACCGGGACCCGCCGGUGCUGUUCCGGCACUACCCAGACAUCUUUGAGGAGUGCGGGUGAGUGACUCCCACUUGUGGGGUUGAGCCUGACCUCGGCAGUAAGGACCGACUGACGGGCUCUGAGGGAGGCUCCUCAAUCAGGGACAUGGGAACCCAAAUUCAUCCCUUGGGCUUCCCUCAAGGAUCCCUCAAUUUUUCAAACAUGUAAAAAGGAAAGUGCCUGUAAAGAUUCAACUAGAUUAAACUUAACACCUCUUUCCCCAAUUUUUCUAUAAAAUGAAGAGAGUGAGAUGCUAGACUUUUCUCAGUGUUAUUUCAGUAGCAGGUGCAACCACGAUCUUUCCACUGUCUCAAAAAACACCCCUUGCUGCUUAUCUACAUGAGAGGUAAAUACUGAGGAGGGCCCAGGCCUGGGGAAGGGGCCCAGAUGGAGGGUGUGUUCAAGCCCUGGCUAGCUGACACCAGCAGGGAGCCCAGGAAGUGGAGUGGGUGGAAAGAGCACAGAAACCCAGAGCAGAGCUAGUCUCUGCCCGAGGCACAGCUGGUAAGUCUGGCCCUCCCCAGUCUCACUCCCUCAUCUGUAAAAUGAGGAUUACUCAUAUCUACCUCAAAGGAAAGGGUUACUGUGAAGACUGAAAAUUUAACAAGAUAGUACAUAUGAUUAGUAAAUGUGCAACGUGUUGAAAGAGGAAAUUAUCGACAUUUUACGCUUCAGAAAGGCUAAGGAGGCAGGGCAUGGAUAGUAAUAGUCAUGUUUUGCAGAUGAGCAAACUGAGGCUGAGAGAGGUGAAGUGAUUUUUUUCAACAUUUCAUUGCUUUAAGGCAGCAAAGCUGGAAACUGACACAGAGCCCAGAUAUUUCUACCACUUUCUCUGAACAGUCAUAUCUGGGUAGACCCAAGUCAGGGUCUCAGGUGAGAGUGAGGUGAGGGAUUAUAUCUGGGCAGGAAGCCAGGAGGACAGCAAACAGCAACUACAAGACAGGUUUCUUGACCCUGACUAUGUUAGAGUGUCAUCGGGAUAUGCCAAGGUUGGAGGUUUGAUCCCCGGCCAAACCACAUACAGGAAUCAACCAAUGAGUAUAUGGAUAGGUGGA